Molecule: messenger RNA, 2233 nt
Organism: Polyodon spathula (Mississippi paddlefish)
Lineage: Eukaryota; Metazoa; Chordata; Actinopteri; Acipenseriformes; Polyodontidae
Product: protein ENL-like
Exons: 12
Coding region: 96-1847 (583 amino acids)
Biological process (GO): regulation of DNA-templated transcription
Cellular component (GO): super elongation complex
Source: RefSeq, a predicted model, not a curated record
AUGACUUCCGGUUUCUGGGUGAAAUUGACACACAAUGAGGAGCUGCGAUCAACCUCACUAAACCUGCCGUAAAUAAAACAACACAAACACAGACCAUGGACAAUCAGUGCACGGUGCAGGUGAAGCUGGAGUUGGGACAUCGUGCUCAGCUCCGCAAGAAGCCCACCACGGAGGGGUUCACCCACGACUGGAUGGUGUUCGUGCGCGGCCCCGAGCAGUGUGACAUCCAGCACUUUGUCGAGAGGGUGGUCUUCAGGCUUCACGAGAGCUUCCCAAAACCCAAGCGAGUGUGUAAGGAGCCCCCCUACAAGGUGGAGGAGUCGGGCUACGCUGGCUUCAUUAUGCCCAUAGAGGUCUACUUCAAAAAUAAGGAGGAGCCUAAGAGAGUGUGUUUCACCUACGACUUGUUCCUGAACCUGGAAGGAAACCCUCCUGUCAAUCACCUGCGCUGUGAGAAGCUCACCUUCAACAACCCCACCAGGGAGUUCCGACACAAGCUGGUCAAGGCAGGGGGGGUCAUGGUGAUGCCCGAGGGAGCGGAGGCCGUCACCAGGCCAAGUCCAGACUACCCUAUGUUACCCACAAUCCCCCUCUCUGCGUUCUCUGACCCCAAGAAGACCAAACCUUCCCACGGGUCAAAGGAGUCCAUUAAAGACAGCAGCAGCAGCAGCAGCAGCAAGACGUCCAAGCCUCACAAAGUGACCAAGGAGCCCCGGGGCGAGCGGCCACGCAAGGACUCUGAGAGCAAGGGCUCCAGCAAGGGGGAGGGGGAGCGCGAGGCAGGCAAGCCUGCCAAGGAGACCCCGUCGGCACGGAAACUGGACAGCAAGGGAAACAAAGAGGAGGUCAAGGCGCCCCCCAAAGCAGCAUUCAAGGAGCCCAAACUGACCUUGAAGGAGUCCAAAAUGGAGGGCAUGUCCCCAAAGGGUGGGGGGAGCGGAGGUGGAGGGGGUGGGGGAGGCGGCCAGCCAGAGCCCAAGGCAUUCAGUAAGAGGCCGGCCAAUGUGGAGUCCCCCAAGCCCAGCACUAAGAAACAGAAGAAGGGCAGCUCGGAGAGUUUGAAGGGCGUUACCAGCACCUCCCCCCGCGUCUCCUCCUCCACCGUUGCCCUGCCCCCCCCCAGCUGCCCCGAGAAGAAGCCCCCCAAAGAGAAGAGCAGCAGCGGCGGAGGACGCCCGGAGAAGGUGAAGAACGAGACCACCGAAGUGAAGGAGGUGAAGAAGCCAGCGGAGACGGAUGACUCCAAUUCAGAGGACGAGGCCUCAUCGAAAUCGGAGUCUGUGCCGUCAAGUCCGUCAAAUUCCAGUUCCAGCUCCGAUUCCAGCUCUGAUUCCGACUUCGAGCCCUCGCAGAACCACACUCAAGGCCCCCUGCGCUCCAUGGUGGAGGACCUGCAGUCAGAGGAGUCAGACGAUGAUGACAGCAGCACUGAGGGGGAGACGCCUGUGAAAACCAACCCGCCCAACAGAGACACGAGGUUGAGUCUGGGCAGCGAGAGUGACAGCAGCGAAGGGUCCCACCCCCCCAGUCGAGAUCCUCCGCACCCCCCUCUCAAGCACAGCUCUGCAAACAACAAGGUCUCUGUGAGGAAAAGUCCAGAACCCUGCAGCAGACCUGAGAAGAUGUUGAAGAAGGGAUACGACAAGGCGUACACAGACGAGCUUGUGGAUCUGCAUCGGCGGCUGAUGGCGCUUCGAGAACGGAACGUCCUGCAGCAGAUUGUGAACCUCAUCGAGGAGACAGGCCAUUUCAACGUCACCAACACCACCUUUGACUUUGACCUCUUCUCAUUGGACGAAUCGACUGUCCGUAAACUACAGAGCUACCUGGAAGCCACAGCCACGUGACAGGAAGUCCGGGAGAGGGCGGGGCUUUGUCUUUCCUAAGAACACGGGGUGGGACAACAAAAAUCAAACAAACGACACAGGAAGCUGUGGGGGGGGGGGGGGGGGGGUUUCAAGAAGGGAGUGAUCGUUGUGCACCCCAAUCCACUGCCCCCCCCCCGGAGAGAGAGAGAUAUGCCACAGUCACAGUGAACAGACACUCAGAGACUGUAUAUUAUAUAUAUAUAUAUAUAUAUAUAUAUAUAUAUAUAUAUAUAUAUAUAUAUAUAUAUAUAUAUCUGUGUGUGUGUGUAUACGUGUAGCCGACAGCGUGGCUGGUUUUUUGUGGUCACGCUUGCUCUCGAUUUUAUAAAAUGCACAAUGGCUGGACUGAGUCACGGUUCCAGAGA